GCGGCUUUCUCUGCUGGGGAGGCUCUGCCGUCGGGUUGUGCGACGCAGCCGCUUCUCGCCUCGCCAUGUCUAAAGACGCAAAGAAGCCCUUCCGCCAGACUAUGGCCGAGUGGCGGCAGUUCAUCUACAACCCCAACAGUGGCGAGUUCCUGGGGCGCACGGCUAAGAGCUGGGGUUUGAUCUUACUAUUUUAUCUGGUAUUUUAUGGCUUCCUAGCAGCACUCUUCACGUUCACAAUGUGGGUUAUGCUUCAGACACUGAGCAGUGAUAUACCAAAAUACCGUGAUCGGAUUUCUAGUCCAGGACUUAUGAUUUCACCCAAGCCAGACACUGCACUGGAAUUUUACUUCAACAGGAGUGACACCCAGUCAUAUGCAGAAUAUGUUUCUACACUUAGAAAGUUCCUUGAAUCUUAUGAUGAUUCAAAGCAAUCCCAGAACAUAAACUGUACACCAGGAAGGAUUUUUGAUCAGAAUGAUGUUGCUAUUAAAAAGGCAUGUCGAUUUAACCUCUCUGAGCUUGGACAAUGCUCUGGAAAGGAAGAUAAGACCUUUGGCUAUUCUAAAGGAACUCCCUGCGUGCUUGUGAAAAUGAACAGAAUAAUUGGAUUAAAGCCUGAAGGAGAACCACGUAUACAGUGUGCAUCUAAGGAAGAAGGCAUGGUUGAGAUAAAUUAUUUUCCUCCUGAAGGCUUGAUUGACUUAAUGUACUUUCCAUACUAUGGAAAAAGCUUGCACGCUCAUUAUUUACAGCCUCUAGUGGCUGUUCAACUAGCAAUUCACUCCAAUAGUACCAAAGAAGAAAUAGCCAUCGAGUGUAAGAUCCUGGGCUCACCGAAUUUAAAAAAUGAAGAUGAACGUGACAAGUUUCUGGGACGAAUUGCCUUCAAAGUUCAGAUGACUGAAUAGCUGGAAUAGAAAAUUGUCCACAAAGUAAACGUUGUGUUGUCUGUUUUGUAUAAGCUGGACAUGCCAUUCUAGGAUGUGAGACCACCUUGGAGAAUGUUGAGGUGGUUUAUGGCGUUCAGGGUAGCAUAGUAAUAUGCUUCCAAAUCGUAUGUUUAAAAUCCCUCAAAAUAAAUACCUAUCUUGCUUCUGCCUGCCCCGUUGGAACAGUGUACAGACUAUGGUUAUGUCAUAGGGACCUGUAAAUAGCUGUUUUCAAACACAUAAUAAUGGUGACCUUUGUCCUGUUCUAAAAUGUGGUUUUAUUCCCCAAGUGAGUGUCUCAAGCUUAAUGUGCUGUGCUAUGUAAAUAUUGUAUUGAUUUAACACUGAUUUAACUGUCAUUAUCUCAAUGCUGACACAGUUAUAGGGAUAAAUAAUAAAUGGUACCUGAUUGACAGUGGUUUUUUGUAAGAGUAAACACCUUCAACGUAAAUUAUG
Indicator indicator is the source of this 1385-nucleotide messenger RNA. RefSeq names its product ATPase Na+/K+ transporting subunit beta 3 (gene ATP1B3). Gene Ontology annotation, cellular component: sodium:potassium-exchanging ATPase complex. Lineage: Eukaryota; Metazoa; Chordata; Aves; Piciformes; Indicatoridae. Gene Ontology annotation, biological process: sodium ion export across plasma membrane; potassium ion import across plasma membrane; intracellular potassium ion homeostasis. The transcript has 7 exons. Gene Ontology annotation, molecular function: ATPase activator activity. Bases 66 to 908 code for a protein of 280 amino acids. The record is from RefSeq and is a predicted model, not a curated record.